This is a messenger RNA of Pipistrellus nathusii (Nathusius's pipistrelle), 1239 nucleotides long. The record is from the annotation of a GenBank genome assembly. Lineage: Eukaryota; Metazoa; Chordata; Mammalia; Chiroptera; Vespertilionidae.
AUGGAAGCAGAAGAGCCUCACCCGACCAUGGAUGCAGAGGAGCACCCUUCUUCAAAGGACCCGCCUGCUGAGGACUCAGAGGAGCCCCCUAUCCCUGACGUCCCCUUGGAGCUUGUCAUCGCUGAGCCUCCUUUAGAACCCCACACCUCUGAGUCUCAGAUACUGUCCUCCACCUCCCAGACUGAGCUAGAGACCCACACCUCUGAAAACCCUCUGGAACCUUCCACCUCUGAGCCUUUAGAGCCCCACACCUCUGAGCCUCAGGUAGUGCCCUCCACUUCCCAGACCCCCUUAGCGACCCACACCUCUGAAAACCCUAUGGAGCCUUCCACCUCCAAGGCCUCUGUAGAACACGCUACCUCUAAGGUCCCAGAGGAACCCUCUGCUUUGCAAACCCCCUCACCAGAUCAGGCCUCUGAUGCUCUGAAGAAAGGCCUGUCCUCUGAGCCAGGAAGACCCGCACAAAUCCGUGAAUCUGAGAUGCUUCCAGAGCACUCCCUUGUAGGCCCUUCAGCCGAGGUCCACCUGGACACAGUUGAAAAGGAAAGGGAAGAGGAAGGAGAGGACAAGGAGGGGGAGGAUGCCACUGUCAGCACCACUCACACACCUCAGCCUGGACGUCAUGUGGGUGACACGGCCAAUCCAGUGAUCAUUGUUAAGCAGGCAGAUCAAGUAGGAGUGCCUAAGACAAUGCACAAAGAGAAGUUUGGUGCUCAGGCGGACAAUCUUUUCCAGUGGGAGAAGGAUGCAACUCUGAAGGCCACCCAGACAGGUCUCUACAUCGGUUGGCGUUGCCCCCACUAUCUAUGGGACUGCUUCCAAAUUGGGGAUGAAUCCAAGUGCUUUUGUGGACACUUGCUGAGAGAGCACCGGAUCGUAUCAGACAUAUCCGUGCCUUGCAAGGUGAGUCAGUGCCGAUGCCUUAUGUUCUGCUUUAUACCAUCACGCCCAGAGGAGGUGGGUGAGUUCUGGCUCCAGAGGCGGGCCACCUUUGAUCCCAAGACAUGGAGAGCCCAAUGCCGCUGCAAACACAGCCAUGAAAACCAUUCAGCUACCGGGUGCCAUCCCUGCAGGGUCAAAGGCUGCUGCUGCGACUGCUUUGAGUCUAAUUUCCUCUGCGCAGCCUGUGACCGGCGUUGGGAGGACCACGGGACUUUCUUUGAGACUGAGGAGACCCGGCGACGAGGAGGGAGGCCUCGUGGGACAGACACUGCCAACAGCGGGCACAGGCCUGGGUGA